This is a messenger RNA of Cutaneotrichosporon oleaginosum, 1824 nucleotides long. RefSeq lists its product as uncharacterized. Lineage: Eukaryota; Fungi; Basidiomycota; Tremellomycetes; Trichosporonales; Trichosporonaceae. Gene Ontology annotation, biological process: transmembrane transport. Gene Ontology annotation, cellular component: plasma membrane. The record is from RefSeq and is a predicted model, not a curated record. Gene Ontology annotation, molecular function: transmembrane transporter activity.
AUGGCAGAGCUGUACGACAAGCCCGCCAAGGCAGCCGACGUCGUGCGCACCGACGGCUCGGACGUCGUCGUCGAGACCAAGUCGCCCGGUGUGCGCCGCAUCGAGGCCAUCUCGUCGUGCUUCACCUCGUGGCACAAGUGGACGCUGUUCAUCUCCAUCUUCCUCGUUGCUUACGCCUACGGCCUGGACGGCACCCUCCGCUACACUUACCAGAACUUUGCGACGGCCAGCUGGUCUAACCAGGCGCUCAUCUCGACACUCAAUGUCAUCCGUGCUGUCGUCGCCGCCGCGGUGCAGCCGGCCUACGCCAAAAUCUCGGACUACUUUGGCCGUGUCUCGGUCCUCUUCCUCUCCGUCAUCUUCUAUGUCAUCGGCACGAUCGUCAUGGCCGCUGCCAACAGCACGGAGACUUUCGCCGGCGGUGCUGUUAUCUACCAGUUCGGCUACUCGGGCCUGAUGAUCCUCGUUGAGAUCCUCAUCGCCGACACGACGUCGCUCCGCAACCGCCUCUUCUUCUCCUACAUCCCUGCGUACCCGUUCAUCAUCAACGCCUGGGUGUCCGGUGACAUCGCCCAGGCCGUCAUGGCCAACUCGACUUGGCGCUGGGGCAUCGGCAUGUGGGCUAUCAUCUUCCCCGUGCUCACCCUCCCUCUGUUCUACAGCCUCAUCUCGGCCGAGCGCCGUGCCUACAAGGCCGGGCUGCUCGACGACGUCCCGAGCCCCUACAGGCACGUGUUCAGCGUGCGGCUGUGGAAGGACUUCUUCUUCCAGGCGGACAUUAUCGGCCUCUUCUUCCUCGCCGCCACGAUCGCCCUCAUCCUCGUGCCCCUCACCCUCGCGGGCGGCGUCACGGACUCGUGGCGCACCGCGCGCAUCAUCACACCGCUUGUGGUCGGCGGCGUGGUCGCCUUCCCCUGCUUUGUCGUCUGGGAGGCCAAGUUCGCGCCGCACCCGCUCAUGCCCUUCCGCGUGUUCAAGAAGCUCGCCGUCAUCUGCGGCUUCGGUAUCGCGCUCAUGCUCAACACCGCGUGGUACACGCAGGGCGACUACCUCUUCACGACACUCCAGGUCGCGUUCGGCAAGGACAUCAAGACGUCGACGUACGUGACCAACGUCUACUCGUUCGUGUCGACGAUCAUCGGCAUGAUUCUCGGCAUUACUGUGCGCUACGUGCGGCGCCUCAAGCCGUUCGUCGUCGUCGGCUCGCUCCUCUUCAUCCUCGCCUUCGGCCUGCUCAUCCGCUACCGCGGCGGCCACUCCGUGUCCGACUUUGCCGGUCUCGUCGGUGCCGAGGUCGUCCUCGGUAUCGCCGGUGGUUUCGUUCCCUACACGACGCAGGCGUCGCUCCAAGCCGAGGUCAAGCACGAGCGCACGGCGACCAUCACCUCGCUCUUCUACAGCGCGUACAACAUUGGCAGCGGAAUCGGUAACACGAUCGCCGGCGCCAUCUGGACCAACACGAUGCCCAAGCACCUCCUGUCGAACCUCGAGCGCGCGGGCAUCGCCAACGCGACCGGCAUCGCGUCUGCCGUCUACGGCGACCCGUUCACGUGGAUCGCCUCCAACCCCGUCGGCACGCCGCAGCGGGAGGCCGUCGACCUCGCGUACCGUGAGGUCCAGCGCCUGCUCACCAUCGCCGGUAUUUCGAUCUCGUGCCUGCUGCUGGCGUUCUCGCUGGGUCUCAACAACCACCGCCUUACGGACAAGCAGUCGCUCGACAAUGCCGAGGGCGAGUCGGUCCACUCGACCGAGACGGACCUCAGCGAUGCGCAGACCGACGUGGACGCGGACGUGCGUGUGGGCGAGAAGGCGCCGCGCGUUUGA